AUGUCUCACACAAACACCGGCGAAGGAACGUUGAGACUCUUGCCAGAGCUCAAGCUCUCGACGGCGUACCAAUUGCUGCGGCCGUAUUUCAUCCUCGAUGAGAUGUUCGAUGAGGUAACACCGUUGUUUCCAGGCGCGACGCCAGGGGCGACACAGUUUCUGCCCACGCGAGAACUCCAUCCACAUUUACUGAUGGAGAAGAGUAUGGUGGGCAUUCCGCCGGUGAAGCCCGGUGACUAUGUCUUCUGGCACUGCGACCUGGUGCACGAGGUGGACAAGUUCCACCCCGGAACACGCGAUUCGUCAGUCUGCUACAACGGCUGCGUGCCGCUCUGCCCAUACAACUUGGAGAGUCUCGUGGGUAUGCGGCAGAGUUUCCUCGAUGUCCUGCCGCCAAAAGACCACACCAAUUACCCUCACAAUGAGCUGGAGCGCGACCAUGCCGACCACGGUGCUCGGCGCGAGAACAUCCUGUCGCUUCCGGGGCUGCGCGCCAUGGGCCUGGCACCAUUCGAUGCGAAUGAGGAAGGGCUGACACUAGGACAGCGACGAAUGCGUCAACUGGCGAACGAGAGAUUAGGUUUCAGCAAAACUUCGGAGGGCCUCGCCGAGUGA
Molecule: messenger RNA, 615 nt
Organism: Fonsecaea monophora
Lineage: Eukaryota; Fungi; Ascomycota; Eurotiomycetes; Chaetothyriales; Herpotrichiellaceae
Exons: 1
Coding region: 1-615 (204 amino acids)
Source: RefSeq, a predicted model, not a curated record